Molecule: messenger RNA, 1753 nt
Organism: Megalobrama amblycephala (Wuchang bream)
Lineage: Eukaryota; Metazoa; Chordata; Actinopteri; Cypriniformes; Xenocyprididae
Product: torsin-1A-like
Exons: 5
Coding region: 534-1535 (333 amino acids)
Biological process (GO): protein localization to nucleus; nuclear membrane organization
Cellular component (GO): endoplasmic reticulum; nuclear envelope; endoplasmic reticulum lumen
Molecular function (GO): ATP binding; kinesin binding; ATP hydrolysis activity
Source: RefSeq, a predicted model, not a curated record
GUUUUACCUCGAUUUAUUUGUUCUUCUUUACUCACUUUUUAACUUCUUGACUAUUUCAUUCUAAAAUCAAAAAGCUCAUUUACCCCAGCGGUAGCGGGUUAGAUAUGUAUCUGCCCUCUUGUGUGAAUACAUAUGAGUAUUUGGCUCCACCUGCUGGUCAUUAUGUGCAUCUUCCCAAAUGACAGUUCAAGCUAAGUCGGGUCCAUUUGGAUGAGUGUGGAAGUUGGUAUAGAAUGUUGAAUUGUGAUUGUGAUACAUUUUUCUUUUGAAUUUCUAUUGCAGCCUGUGGUGUAUAACCACGGAAAACAUGAGUAAAUCACGGAUAAAUGUUUUCAAGAUGUAGCUAUUGCUGACAUGAACGCACAAAGAACAAUUGGAAUGGUGCAAUCAUUGUAUACAAUAUAACACUAAAGUUCAACUAUAGGCCAAUCGCCUUGCAUAAUUCCGCUGUGUGCACUAUACACUUCUUCAUCUGUCAGCUUUCCUUACAAAACGAAAGCGUGGACUAAGGAAGCAUAACUAGAUUUUCUUUCAUGAUGAAAGCGUUGCAUCUUUUAAUAGUUUUGUUUCUGUCUAAUAUACCAUCAGCAGUCUUCGGAUUUGUUGAGGUGGUCUUGCUGACUGCGGGUGUGGGUGGGAUUGCCUCAUUAUCUUAUAUUUUAAUCGACGUCUUUGAGUUGAAUCCUUUAUUGACUUUUGAUCCUGAACGUUUGAAGGCAGAUUUAAGACAAUCUCUCUAUGGGCAGCACAUCGCGUCUGCUGUUGUAAAAAAAUCUCUAUCAUCAUUUAUGGCUGACAAAAACCCAAACAAACCGCUGGUCCUCUCUUUCCAUGGGAGUACAGGAACUGGAAAAAAUCAUGUCACUAAAAUCAUCGCAAGAAAUAUUUACAAAAAAGGGGAGAACAGCAAACAUUUUCACACAUUUAUAUCUGAGCAUCAUUUCCCACGCAGAGACCAUUUACACAUCUACAGUGAACAGCUAAAGCAGUGGAUUCAUGGAAAUGUAUCAAGUUUUCCCCGCUCCAUGUUCAUAUUUGAUGAAAUGGACAAGAUGAAUCCACAGCUGAUCAACACCAUAAAACCUUUUCUGGACUACAAUACCCGUGUAGAUGGUGUGUCAUUCCACAAUGCAAUCUUCAUUUUUCUCAGUAAUGUAGGUGGGAAUGUGAUUAAUGACAUGGCUCUGGAUUUCUGGAGAAAAGGCAAAAAUCGGGAAGAGAUGUGGAUGAACAACAAAGAACUGGAGAUUAAAAUCUCUCAAAACAUCUUCAAUGAUGAGAACAGUGGGUUUCAGCACUCCACUAUCAUAGAUCAUCAUCUGGUUGAUCACUAUAUUCCUUUCCUACCUCUGGAGCUGAAGCAUGUGCGUAAGUGUGUCGAGGCUGAGAUGGAUCAUCUGAACAUAACCCGAAACACUGAACUGGCAGAUAAAGUGGCCAGUGACAUGCCCUUCUUCCCCAAAGAAGAGAAAGUCUUUGCUGUUAAAGGUUGCAAGUCUGUCAGGCAGAAGUUGGUGAUGUAUGUUGAUGAAUAGAUGAAAGACUUUAACACUUAAAAAAAAAACGUUGCUGUUUCUUUAAUGCACAUAGUUGAACAGCAGUGAGGUAUUGAUUUUUCACCAUAGUUUUUGCUAAUUAAUAUCCCAGUGUAUAGGAGUAUGUAAUACACUGCCUUUUAAAUAGUGCUAAAUAAAAAAAAUUGGUGCAAGUUUAAGGCAUUUUUUAUUAAAAGGUAAGUAUGUUGAACCAAAAC